Molecule: messenger RNA, 1161 nt
Organism: Nicrophorus vespilloides
Lineage: Eukaryota; Metazoa; Arthropoda; Insecta; Coleoptera; Silphidae
Product: protein decapentaplegic-like
Exons: 3
Coding region: 1-1047 (348 amino acids)
Biological process (GO): BMP signaling pathway; SMAD protein signal transduction
Cellular component (GO): extracellular region
Molecular function (GO): cytokine activity; growth factor activity
Source: RefSeq, a predicted model, not a curated record
AUGCAGGUGAUGAACUUUUGCACAAAGACGGUGCUCGCUGUCGUACUAGUCGAGAUGUCCUGGUGGACGUCGGCCUCAGAAGUGCCGAAACAACUUGAGGGCAAUCUAAUGUCGAUGUUAGGACUCCACAAAGGGCGAAAGAUUGACCGCAGCAAGAUUAUAAUUCCCAAAGAGAUGGUCGAUCUCUACGAGAGGCAGACUGGUCAAAAACUUGACACCACGUCCAUCCUGAAACCUGGAGUACACACCCACACUGCGAACACGAUGCGAAGCUUCACACAUAUAGAAAGCCCAAUCGAUGCUCGUUUUCGUGGACAUCAUAAGUUUCGUUUGAAAUUCGACGUGACUAACAUACCAGAAGGAGAGCGCUUGAAAGCAGCUGAACUCACUCUCAACAGGGACGUGGUGAAUUGGUUGGCGCAUGAAGACCAAGACGACUUCUACCAGCAGGUUUUAGUAUAUGAUAUAAGGAAAGUGGGCAUCAAAGGGAAACAACGUCCAACGAAAAUAUUGAUCGACUCAAAACCGGUGGACAUUAGAUUGAACAAGACGGUGAGUUUAGAUGUGUUGACCGCAGUGCGUAGAUGGAUGGCGACACCGAAGAGUAACAACGGGUUGCUGGUGGAGAUCACUGGACACGGGAAGAAAAAACCUUCGAAACAUGUGAGAUUGCCGUUGGCAGCGAAGAGGGCACGUAGGGCAUCCAACAGGAGGAAGAAGGGUAAGACGCGCAAAAUCUGCAGGAGGCACUCGAUGUACGUGAACUUCGCAGACUUCGGUUGGGACAGUUGGAUCUUAAAACCAGAUGGUUACGAUGCCUUUUAUUGCCACGGGGAAUGCAGUUUCCCUCUGGCAGGGCACCUUAAUACGACGAACCACGCAAUUGUGCAGUCCCUCGUUCAUUCCGUGAACCCCCGCAAUGCUACCAAUCCGUGCUGCGUUCCAACGGAGUUGAACAGCAUGUCCAUGCUCUACUUGGAAGACGAAGGAAGCCUGGUGCUCAAAAACUACAAGGAAAUGACAGUCCUCGGCUGCGGGUGUCGGUAGUGCACAGUUUAUUUAUUCCGCGUCUGUGAUCUGACUUUUUAAGGAGGCUACUGUAGUUUAAGGAUUGAUCCCCGCGCGGCUCAACGAUACAAACAAAAGCAACCCUCCCGUUGA